AUGCGACGCCGCAAGUGGUGGCCACGUCUGGAAAGAAGCUUGACCUCGGCGGGUUUCCGCCGCCCCCGCCCCCGCCGCCGCGACGAGGACGUGAUUCUUCCUUCAGGCAUGCCCCCCGACUCGCCAACGUCACAAACAGCUUCGUGUGAACAUGCCCAGAGCCACUGGUUCGAAUCGUCGCAAAACGGAAUAAAAACCCAUCACGAACCCCCCAUCAAGGUCACCGGUGCUCCAGAUCAUGCCGAGUACUCCGUGAUGCUUCCACGCAAUCAUGUCCACACUUCCGAGGACGCGUUCGUGUCGCUGCAAGAGCCAGGACGCUAG
This is a messenger RNA of Ustilaginoidea virens, 324 nucleotides long. RefSeq lists its product as uncharacterized. The transcript is spliced from 2 exons. The coding region runs from base 1 to 324 and encodes 107 amino acids. The record is from RefSeq and is a predicted model, not a curated record. NCBI's taxonomy places the organism in Eukaryota, Fungi, Ascomycota, Sordariomycetes, Hypocreales, Clavicipitaceae.